AUGGCGAACCAAAGCGGCUUGAAGCGCAAAGCCGCAGCUCCCACUGCGUCUGGCACUGCUUAUCGCAAAGCAAAAAGCGUGAUGAAGGAAAGCACCAAGUCGAAACCUAGCGAUUCAGGUGUCCGCGCCAAUAAAUCCACGCCCAAGGGCGACAAGAGCGACGAGCGCACGCCAAAGCGAGUUAAGACAGCUACAGGCGCGCAGCAUGAUAAAGGAAAUACCGCACCUAAGAAAUCAGUUUCUUCCAAGAGUUCGCGCAUUGAAAAUUCAUUGUCGAAACGAAGCGAAGAACAAGAUGAUGCCAAGCAACAACGCGUCAUCGAGCCGCCAGUCAACAAACCAACGAAGGCUGAAGUCGUUCAACUUCGCAAAACUGCGGCCCAGGACCGCCAGCAAAUAAACGAGAACCAACUGCGCAAAGGAAUAAAGCCCGGUGAGACGGGCCCAUUACCUAAGGGCAUUCGUAUUGUGGCGGGGACGUACGAGCGCUUUUUGUAUGGUUUGGAAGGCACUGUCCAGAAAGAUUCGCAGUCUUCUUACUCGAUUCGUCUUGAGCCACGCUUCAUAUUCCCAGCACAUGUAUCUUCGAUUCGAUGUGUUGCCUGUGCUGGCCAAGAUUCCAAGUGGCUUGCUACGGGAGGUAUGGAUGAAUUGAUUAAGGUGUGGGAUCUGCGACGUCGUAAGGAAAUGGGCGCAUUGACAGGUCAUGAAGGCACGAUUACGUCUUUGUCUUUCCCAAACCGAACUUUCCUCUUGUCUGCAUCAGAAGAUGGUGUCAUUAACAUGUACCGCACACGCGAUUGGGCUCUUCUACGUACGUUACGUGGGCACACGGGUCGAAUCAACUCUGUCAGCGCACAUCCAAGCGGGCGCGUGGCCCUCUCUGUGGGAGCUGAUCGGAUGAUUCGAAUGUGGGACCUCAUGCGCGGCAUGGGUUCAGCGUCCGUUAAGAUCGGUACAGAGGCGGAUCGUGUGUUGUGGGACACAUUAGGGACCCGCUUCGCCGUUCUCACUGGUCGAAAGAUCAUCGUCUAUGCCACGAAUAUGUCAAAGGUGGCACAGAUCGAGCAUCCGAAGCGACUACAUGAUAUUGGGUUCGUGCGGACGAAUAUAACUGGCAACAAUGACAAACGUGACGACCAGCAUGAACUGAUGCUUGUUGCAAGCGAGUCUGGCAUUUUGCAUGUGUUUGAUUUGGACGAUCUACAGGGCACUGGCGAAGAUGCUUCGCCACGUGAAGUUGCACGACUUGUGGGACACACAAACCGUGUGCGUAGUGCUGUGGCAACGCAUGUCCAAGCGAACGACGGAACAGAACGUCUCCUUGUCACGACAAUCAGCUCGGACGGGUAUAUUCGUGUGUUUGAAUUGUGCUUGUCGCGCGAGGAGCCCCUUGUACCAGAAUUGGAAGCGCUCGCCGCGUAUGACACAAAGAAAUCUCGAUUGACAUGUCUGAGUGCAGUUGGUUUUGAUCCAGAUGCGUCGGACCUUCCGAACGAGGAAGAGGCAGAGUCUGAUGAUAGCGAUCCUGAGGACAGCGAUUUCGAGAACGCGGAUGAUACACUUCAAGACAAUGAUCUUUCGGACGAAGACAGUGAUGCAGAGCUUGCUCGACUGGAAGAGGAAAUAGCUCAAGCGCGCAAAGCGGGUAUUAUCGUUGAAGGUGUGGAUGAAGAGGACGACGAUGAUGAUGACGGCGACGACAACGACGAAGAAGAGGACGAAGUAGAAGGGGAAUUGGAGGAUGAAGAGGAGGAUACGUGA
Molecule: messenger RNA, 1764 nt
Organism: Malassezia globosa CBS 7966
Lineage: Eukaryota; Fungi; Basidiomycota; Malasseziomycetes; Malasseziales; Malasseziaceae
Exons: 1
Coding region: 1-1764 (587 amino acids)
Molecular function (GO): protein binding
Source: RefSeq, a predicted model, not a curated record